CAAAACAGUUCACUUGGCUAUAACGUCUCUACGUUCAGCCUAGCCGAAUUAUGACGUGAUUUAUCUUUCAUCGAGAGAAACAUUAUUGAACAUUUCAUGUAAUCUGUGUACCUUUUUUGUGAUAAUUAAAUAUAUAUAUAGCUAUAUACACACAUAGUUAAAUAACAUAAAAAAACGAAUAUUUACUUAAUCUUAAAAUACUUUCGUCCUCAAACUUGUGGAUUUUUACUAACCGCUGGAUUACAUUAUCAGUUGCAGAGCACCUAAAGGAAUAACUUGCAAAAGAAUAUUUUUUUGGAGAGCAAAAAGUCAAAUAUUCCCGACCCACGAUCCACAAGUCACUAAAGCAACAACGAUAGAAACUAUAGCCAUGGCAGUGAAAGCGGCAGCAGCAGCGACAGCAACAACAACAAAAAUUAUGCAAAGAAAUAAAAAAGUUGCUAAAUAAAAAAAAAAACAAAAAUCAAUUGACUUGGCAGAAAUAAAAAUAAAUACAACAAUAAAAACACUAAACACACUCAAAGCCAAGACAGUGCCCUGUAUAGUUGGGAAUUAGCGCCGUGGGGGGUGCGACGCUUUUUAUCAACAACCCAAAAUUUGUUGCGUGGAUUUUGAAAUUUAGUUGGCAAUGCAUAAAAAUUAUAGGCGGAUCUAGAUACUCCGUGUGAAGUUGAGAUUAGAACAACAGCAAUAAAGAACAGCGAAGUUUACUGCAAUCCCCGAAAUAUGCAUAGUUUAAGGAAGUGACAGAGUGGUUGGAGGUGUGAAGUUAUAAUCUAGUGAAGCAAAGUAAAGAAAGCAGUUUUUCUCACAGAUUCCAAAAGUAAGCACACGUAAGCACAAGUACAAAACAAAAACGAAAAAAAACAACAAUUGAAAAUAAGGUAGCAAAAGCGCGUUUAGCAACAACAACAACUUGCACGUACAUACUGUCCGAAUAAAGUUUCAAUAAAGUACCGUACUAACAACAACAACCACAACAAUAAUAACAGUAAGACUAAAAAACGUAUCCGUAGGCGCAGCAUCAAUAUCUGUUAGCAGAAAUUAUGAAGGGCUUGACUGCGUUUAAAGAGAAGGCAACGGGCGUUUUUGGUGGCAUAAAACCAAAUUUCGAAAAAUUUGAAAUCUCCAAAGGCUAUCAUGGCGGUCUUGGUGGUUAUGAAGAAAUGGAAGGUGGCGAUCGUCCCGGUGAUGGACCUGGCGGUGGGCACAGAUAUGACGAUGACAGACCAGAUUCUCCAGCUUCGUUCGAGGAGAUUGAACGUCCACCAUUACGUAAAAUAGACAAAUACUUCAAGGCCGAGUGUCCAUGCCUGCCGGCGCGUUACACAAUUGCCGUCAUGGCUUGCGUUGGCUUCAUGAUAUCCUUCGGCAUGCGUUGCAAUAUGUCAGCAGCCAAACUGAAAGGCGAACACAAUGGUACUGUUUUCAUGAACUGGACCGUUGCAGUAGAGAGUCAUGUGGACAGCAGCUUUUUCUGGGGUUAUUUGAUAACGCAAAUUCCAGGCGGUUUUAUUGCAUCCAAGUUCCCAGCUAAUAAAAUUUUCGGUUUGUCAAUUGUCAGCUCAGCAUCACUGCAUCUCUUCGUGCCAUUUGCAAUGACCCUGAUGCAUGGACAUGUCGUAAUUUGCGUGCGAGUACUGCAAGGACUCUUCGAGGGUGUCACGUAUCCUGCCUGUCAUGGUAUCUGGCGUUUUUGGGCACCACCCAUGGAGCGGUCACGACUUGCUACUUUGGCAUUCAGCGGUUCUUAUGCGGGCGUUGUGGUUGGUUUGCCGUUGUCUGGUCUAUUGGCUGAUGCCAUAGGAUAUCAGGCACCAUUCUACGCCUAUGGCAUAUUUGGCAUUACAUGGUAUAUGUUUUGGCUUUGGCUUUGCUUUGAGAAUCCGCGCAAGCAUCCUGCUAUCAGUGUACCUGAACUCAAGUAUAUUGAAAAAUCACUUGGCGAAACAUCAGUACAACCGUCUAUGCCCUCGCUAACGACUACGCCUUGGCGUGAAAUGAUGCGUUCCAUGCCCGUCUACGCGAUUAUCGUUGCCAAUUUUUGUCGUUCCUGGAACUUUUAUUUGCUUGUUUUAUUUCAGUCCUCAUUUUUGAAACACAAAUUUGGAUUUAAAGUUGAAGAGGCUGGAUUUGUUGGAUCAUUACCACAUUUAAUAAUGACAACUAUUGUACCUUUCGGCGGUAUGUUGGCCGAUCAUUUACGUAAGAAUGGCAUUAUGUCUACCACCAAUGUACGCAAAUUAUUUAACUGCGGUGGUUUUGGUAUGGAAGGCCUCUUCUUUCUAUUUGUUGCACACGCAGACACAUCGACUGGAGCUAUGGCUGCUUUGACUUGUGGUGUAGCAUUUAGCGGUUUUGCCAUUUCUGGAUACAAUGUCAAUCAUCUGGACAUAGCACCACGUUAUGCUAGUAUACUUAUGGGUCUUUCGAAUGGUAUUGGCACAUUAGCGGGUAUAAUUGUACCGUAUGCUUUGGAUGGACUUAUACAAAAAGAUCCUCAUGGUUGUUGGACUACCGUCUUCACAUUAGCAGCUUGUGUGCAUUUGAUUGGCUGCACUUUCUAUGGUAUAUUUGCCUCAGGUGAGUUACAGCCUUGGGCGGAACCACCGCAAGAAGAAAAACACGUGUGGUCACCACCUGCUGCGGCUAUAAAUGAGGACACUGGCAAUCAAAUUGGUUACAUGAAGGAAACUGCUUUUGGUGAACCUCAGUACACUGAGCAAAGUCAAAUGCAACAAUCAAAUGCCAUUAAUUAUGGCGCGACAGGACACGUGGCCAAUAAUCCUUUUGCAUUGACAACAACAACAAUCGCCGAAGAAAGUAUACAACCGGAAAUGGUUAAUGAUAGUUAUGCCUACGAUUAUUCACAACAACACCAACAACAAUAUCAACAACAACAGCAACAACAACAAUAACCAUUAACAGCAACAACGCCGAUGAUGACAAUGCCAUCGUCCACACAUGAGGAACAAAACCAGUAAAAUUAAAAAAGUUAAGAUACAUAUAACUAAGGAUACGAAUAUAACAGUCAGAUAUACACAAAUACACACAUCCACACACACACGACAUAAAAAAUUGGUAGCAGGAUGAUAUACCUUGCUAUCGAUGGAUUGCUUUAAUGGAACAGCUAAACAAAGCACAAUAUAAUUAUUAUGCAUUUGGUUAAAUUGUUAUUCAAAAAAUAGAAAACCAUAUGUAAUGGUUAAAGUUACCUUAAAGGUCUCAUAUCUUCAAGACCUGUAAUACAUAAAGUACGAAUUCCACAAAAGUUCUUAAAAUAACGUCAGUUAUUGA
This is a messenger RNA of Teleopsis dalmanni, 3297 nucleotides long. It is a transcript of the gene VGlut, whose product is annotated as vesicular glutamate transporter 1. The coding region runs from base 1047 to 2918 and encodes 623 amino acids. Gene Ontology annotation, biological process: regulation of synapse structure or activity; transmembrane transport; synaptic transmission, glutamatergic. The transcript has 9 exons. NCBI's taxonomy places the organism in Eukaryota, Metazoa, Arthropoda, Insecta, Diptera, Diopsidae. Gene Ontology annotation, molecular function: neurotransmitter transmembrane transporter activity; L-glutamate transmembrane transporter activity. Gene Ontology annotation, cellular component: synaptic vesicle membrane; excitatory synapse. The record is from RefSeq and is a predicted model, not a curated record.